AUGGCUCACGUCAACGGCACGACUACAAAGUCAGGACCUCCUCUCCGGCGCCUGCUGCCCAACAUAGUCGACGAAAUCGCCUCCUCUGAACCAAAUCGCCCCUACAUAUACCAACCAAAGUCAAGCCAACCCGAAGACGGCUGGGUCCCAAUAACCUUUAAAGAAUUCGCCAACGCCAUCAACCACGUCGCCCACAUCAUCACCGAAACCAUCAAAACGAACAACUCAGAUGCCUUUCCCACGCUAGCCUACGUCGGCCCCAACGACAUCCGCUACGCCAUCAUAACCCUCGCAGCCGUCAAAGCCCGCUGCCGCGCCCUCUUCAUCUCACCCCGAAACAGCAUCGACGGCCAACUCUCCCUCUUCGAACGAACAAACUGCACCACCAUCUGGUACGCAGAGUCACUCCACCUUGUCGUCCGAACAUGGCUCUGCGAGCGCAAAAUGAACUCCUGGAUGGUUCCCCCCCUGACAGAAUGGCUGUCUGCCUCACCACCCACCUUCCCCUACGGCAAGACGUUCGAGGAAGCGCGCUGGGAUCCCUUGGUUGUUCUGCACACGAGCGGCUCGACGGGGCAUCCGAAGCCGAUUGUCGUUAGGCAGGGUGGUCUCGCGGCCGUGGACUCGUUUAGAGAUCUGCCAGAGUAUAUGGGCGGGACGUUUGUCUGGAAGUUUUGGAAAUCUCGUGCGACGAGGGUGUUUAUGCCGAUGCCGUUGUUCCAUGCGGCGGGGCUUAUUGCUGGGUUGUUGGCGUUGUCGAUUUACUAUGGUGUGCCGUGUGCGUUGCCGUUGGUUGAUCAGCCGGUUACGCCGGAGUUGAUUGUGCGGUGUUUGAGGUAUUCUGGGUGUGGUGGUGCGUUGUUGGCGCCGUCGAUUGUUGAAGAGUUGAGUCGUAUGGAGGAUGGGGUGGAGGAGUUGAAGAAGCUUGCGUUUGUUGCGUUUGGCGGAGGUAAUUUGUCCAAGACGGCUGGCGAUAACCUCAUUGCUCAAGGGGUGGUGUUGAACAACUCCAUCUCUUCUACAGAGCUUGUUCCAUAUGCUGUAUACUUCCAGCCAAACCCCAAACUGUGGCAGUACUUUAUUCUCAACAGUGAAGUAAUGGGUGCGGAAUGGAGACUUCACGAUCCCGAGAACGGCAUCUAUGAGCUUGCGGUGCGACGAAAAGACCCCAAGGAGCCGCUUGAUCAGCCUGUCUUUUACACGUUCCCUGAACGCACGGAAUGGUCUACCGGUGACUUGUUCAGAGCUCAUCCCACGCUAAAGGACCAUUGGAUGUACCACGGACGAGCGGAUAAUAUUAUUGUGUUUUCGAACGGCGAGAAGCUCAACCCGGUUACUAUAGAGGACAGUAUCGUGGGACAUCCAUCUAUUAAGGGAGCCUUGGUCGUCGGACAGGAUAGAUUCCAGCCGGCACUUAUACUGGAACCCACAACGCCACCUGAGACGAAAGAGGAAUCACAGGCCAUUAUUGACUCUGUGUGGCCGCUGAUAGACGAGUUAAAUGGGGAAACGGUCGCUCAUGGACGUAUAUCCAGGCAACUUAUCGCGUUGUCUGAUCCAAGUGUUCCAUUUCCGAGAGCGUCCAAGGGAACCGUGCAGAGAGGCUUGGCCGUCCGCGCUUAUAGGUUGUUGAUUGAUGAGAUUUACAAACGGGCUGAAGUGGUUGACACGACGGAUGUUGCACCUCUUGAUUUGACUAGUGUUGACACUGCACUGCAGUCCAUCGCCGAUCUCCUCGCAGACCGAAUGGGUAUUAAAGACAUGGAACCGGAUACGGACUUUUUCAGCGCUGGCAUUGACUCUCUGCAAGUUUUGAGCAUCUCCAAGUAUUUGAAGGCCGGUCUUGCGGCUGCAGGUGCGGUCGUUGAUGAUGUAGUUGUUGCGCCGAAGGUUAUUUAUUCCAACCCAACACUAGGGCAGUUGGCAUCGUACCUAUACACAGCUACGCAUACGACUGACAGUACACAGAAUGAAGAAGUCGACAAGGAAAUUUCCAUUGUUGAAGGCCUGGUAUCGAAAUACACCAAAGACCUCCCCACGCAUCAGCCUGAUAAGCCAAAGCCUUUGGAUGAGGAACAGACUAUUAUUCUCACAGGCUCAACGGGCUCACUUGGCGCAUACUUGCUAGACGGACUCUGUAAAUCCCCUCAUGUAAAAUCAGUUAUUGCUCUGAACCGGGGCACAGAUGGAGGAAAAUCCCGACAACCGGAUAUAAGUGCCACGCGAGGACUCAGCACCGACUUCUCAAAGGUACAAUUCCUCAGCGCGGACCUCUCCCAGCCCAAUCUUGGAUUCGAAAGCACAAAGUACCAAGAGCUUCUAUCUACUGCGGAUCGCAUAAUCCACAACGCCUGGCCAGUCAACUUCAACAUCAGCGUCUCUUCUUUCGAGCCCUACAUCCGUGGUGUCCGACACCUCGUCAACUUUUCUGCCGCAGCGUCAAAACAAGUCCCCAUCAUCUUCCUCUCCAGCAUCGGCACAACCGCAAAUUGGAAAUCACAAGACUCAGUUCCCGAGCGGCAGUUAACAGACCUGUCCUUGGCACAAAUGGGCUACGGGCUAUCCAAGCUAGCAGGUAGUUUAAUCUUAGACGCGGCAGAAACGUCCGGCUUACCAAGCGCUUCUAUACGCGUGGGCCAAAUCGCUGGUCCCCGUGGCGUCAAGGGGAAAUGGAAUCCGCAGGAGUUUCUGCCUAGUCUGAUUGCGAGCUCUGUUUAUCUGGGAGUUCUUCCGGCCGAUCUUGGUGCCCAGGAUGUGGUUGACUGGAUGGCCAUUGAGGAUGUGGCAGGGCUUGUUCUUGAUGUGAGUGGAGUUAAGGAGAGGAAGGAUGUUUCUGAAAUUGGGGGGUAUUUCCACUGUGUUAAUCCUAGGACGACGACGUGGAUGGAUUUGGCUGCUGUGGUUAAGGAUUUCUAUGGUGACCGGAUCAGGGAGCUUGUUAGUCUGGAGGAUUGGGUGUGUGAGCUUGAGAAGAGUGUUGAUGGGGGUGAUAUUGAUAGGAAUCCUGGUGUUAAGUUGUUGGAUACGUAUCGGGCUUUUGUGGCGGCGAAGAAGGCUGGUCGGGGGCAUGUGUAUCUCGAUAUGGAGAGGACGGCGAGGCAGAGCGGUACGGCGGCGAAGUUGGGGCCUGUGACGGGUGAGUUGAUGAGGAAUUGGUGUUUGCAGUGGGAGCUGUAG
Messenger RNA from Pochonia chlamydosporia 170, 3177 nucleotides. RefSeq names its product nonribosomal peptide synthetase. The transcript is spliced from 3 exons. The record is from RefSeq and is a predicted model, not a curated record. Bases 1 to 3177 code for a protein of 1058 amino acids. Lineage: Eukaryota; Fungi; Ascomycota; Sordariomycetes; Hypocreales; Clavicipitaceae.